CCUCUUCCACCGACUCCCCGUAAAUCCAUACACAGUCGCCAAAAUGGGUCGCGUCCGCACAAAGACCGUCAAGAAGUCCGCCAAGGUCAUCAUUGAGCGUUACUACCCCAAGCUCUCGCUCGACUUCGAGACCAACAAGAGGAUCUGCGAUGAGAUCGCUAUCAUUGCCUCCAAGCGUCUCCGCAACAAGAUCGCGGGUUACACCACUCAUUUGAUGAAGCGUAUCCAGCGUGGUCCCGUCCGCGGUAUCUCCUUCAAGCUCCAGGAAGAGGAGCGUGAGCGCAAGGACCAAUACGUUCCCGAGAUCUCCGCUCUCGACUUCACCCAGAACUCUGAGUCUGGUGCUCUCGACGUCGACCAGGAGACCAAGGACCUCCUUAAGUCCCUCGGCUUCGACUCCAUCCCCACCAACGUUGUCGCCGUCUCUCAGCAGCAGGCCGUCGAGCGCCCCCGCCGCUUCGGCGACCGCAACGCCCGCAACUAGAUGUUGUGUACGGCUCGGUUCUCCUUUCCUUCUCGAUAUCCUGAAAAUACGGUGCUUGGGGUUGGGAGUUUGCCAUGACUACGGCAUGGUUUUACGGCUAUAUACGGCGGCACGACGACUAGGAGUCAAUGAAAAGAGAGGUUCUUCUCCCCCACUAGGUGUCGCUGAUUUUGAGUGCCGCAAGGCGCGAAGAUGAUGCUUGAUUGCCAAUUCCCCUUCACCGGGGCCCCCCUCGAUGCUAUGUGAUGUUGGUGUGAUGUACUAAUGAGGGCUAGGACCGUACCGCAUGGCUGGCUGUCAUCAGGUAAGUGAGCCUCUUUCUCGUCGUUAGUCCUAGGUUUUAUCCUGGUACAUACUUG
This is a messenger RNA of Macroventuria anomochaeta, 843 nucleotides long. Its product is annotated as ribosomal protein S17e. Gene Ontology annotation, biological process: translation. The record is from RefSeq and is a predicted model, not a curated record. Gene Ontology annotation, cellular component: ribosome. Lineage: Eukaryota; Fungi; Ascomycota; Dothideomycetes; Pleosporales; Didymellaceae. The transcript has 3 exons. Bases 44 to 484 code for a protein of 146 amino acids. Gene Ontology annotation, molecular function: structural constituent of ribosome.